AUGGAUUGGCAGCCCAACCAAGAGUCCUUGAGGACUCUCGCAGCAUGUCUCAAGGACUCACUGAGUGGGUUUGAUAAGUCUGCGCAAAAACAAGCCGAGACCAUGCUUUCUCAAGCAAAGGCAAGCCCGGAUAUCAACAAUUAUUUGGCUUAUAUCUUUUCGAGCGCUGAGCCUCCCGCCGGUCUGGCUCUGGCGCCUACCGACUGGCACCUGGUCCGCUCUGCCGCGGCGAUCAUGCUUAAGAACAACGUCAAAACCGACUACAAGAAGAUCCCCGAGGCCAGCCUCGGCAUGAUCAAGCUCGCCGUCCCGCUGGGCGUUCAAGAUGCCAACUCACAAAUCCGCAAUUAUGCUGGUAAUAUUGCGACCGAGAUGAUUCGGCGCGGGGGCUUGUAUAGCUGGCCAGAGCUGCUGCAGGAGCUAUUGAAGCUGCUAAGCAAUGAGACGGGCCAGGUGUCGAAUGAGGCCCAGGAGGGCGCCAUGGCCGCCAUGGCUAAGAUCUGCGAAGACAACACGAAGCUGCUAGAACGAGAGCACAAUGGGCAGCGGCCCCUCAACGUGCUACUCCCCAAGUUCAUACAGGCGACGAAGAGCCCGUUGCCGAAAGUCCGCACCCAGGCUCUCACAGCCAUCAACGUCUUCACGCCCCGAAAGUCGCAGGCGAUGCUCAAUUCCAUUGAUGAUCUUCUCCAGCAUCUCUUUUAUCUUGCCGAAGAUCCGGCAACCGACGUCCGGCGCCAAGUCUGCCGGGCGUUUGUUCGUCUCGUGGAGACCCGACCGGACAAGCUUCUCCCACACAUCAGCGGGUUGGUGGAGUACAUCAUUUCCCAACAAAAAGGUGAUGACGAGGACCUUGCUUGUGAAGCAGCCGAGUUCUGGUUGUCGGUUGGCGAGCACGAUGAUUUAUGGCGGAGCCUCGAUCCCUACAUCCAAAAAAUCAUUCCCGUGUUGCUGGAGUGCAUGGUGUACAGCCCGGAGGACAUUGCCAUACUGGGAGGAGAAUCAGAUGAUGAGGAUGAAGAAGACAGGGAACAGGACAUCAAGCCGCAGUUCGCCAAGAAGAAUCUGAAGCGUGGUGCCAACACUGAAGGCGCAGCCGAGGCGUCAGCGGAAGCAAACCAAAACGGCAAUGCCUACGAAAAGCUGGCUAGCAUGGACGAUGAUUUGGAGGAGGGGGAGAUCGAUGAGCUUGAAGAGGGCGGCGACGAAAACCCAGACGAAAAGUGGACUCUGCGCAAGUGCUCGGCCGCGGCGCUCGACGUCUUCGCUACCGACUUUGGCGGCCCUGUCUUCACGUCCAUCCUGCCUUACUUGCAAACCAACUUGAAGCACCAAGACUGGCCGCAUCGCGAAGCUGCCGUACUGGCACUUGGUGCCGUCGCCGAAGGCUGCAUGGAUGUCGUCAUUCCCCAUCUUCCAGAACUCGUCCCCUACCUUAUUAGCCUACUGGAGGAUUCGGAGCCCGUUGUUAGGACGAUAACCUGUUGGACGCUGGGGCGGUACUCAGCGUGGGCAGCUAAUCUACAAGACCCGGUUCAAAAGCAGACCUAUUUCGUGCCUUUGAUGGAUGGGAUUCUACGGAAAAUGGUGGACAAAAACAAGAAGGUGCAGGAGGCCGGUGCGUCAGCCAUGGCGAACUUGGAAGAAAAGGCUGGGAAGAACCUCGAGCCUUUCUGCGGUCCCAUCAUUCAACAGUACGUCCUGUGCUUCAGCAAGUACAAGGACAAGAAUAGAUGGGUGCUGUACGACUGUGUCCAGACGCUGGCCGAACAUAUUGGCUCAAUUCUCGCCCGGCCCGAGCUUUGCAAUCAACUUAUGCCAGCCCUUAUCGACCGGUGGCAGAAGGUGCCAGAUCAGUCAAGGGAGAUGUUUCCUCUUUUAGAGUGUUUGUCGUACGUCGCCAUUGCUCUGGGGGACGCCUUCACUCCCUAUGCUGAAGCUAUCUUCGGCCGGUGCGUCAACAUCAUCCAUCAGAACCUGGAGCAAACCCUUGCCGCCAAUAACAACCCCGAGUUUGACCAGCCGGAUAAGGACUUCCUGAUCACCAGUCUGGACCUUCUUAGCGCCAUCAUCCAGGCCCUCGACGAUGCGAAGGCCGUGAAAUUGGUGCAAAACAGCCAACCCGCGUUCUUUGAACUUCUGAGUUUCUGCAUGGAGGACCCCGCCGAUGAGGUCCAACAGUCUGCCUACGCCCUUCUUGGUGAUUGCUCGAAGUUUGUCUUUGGCGAGUUAAAGCAGUUCCUGCCCUCCAUCAUGCCGAUUUUGCUCAAGCGACUGGAUCUCGAAAACAUUCUUGACGAGGAGAUCGACAGCAGCUUCAGCGUCGUGAACAAUGCUUGCUGGAGCGCAGGUGAGAUUGCAAUGCAGUACGGGAAGGGCAUGGCGCCAUUCGUACCCGAGCUGCUCCAGCGCUGCGCUGAGAUCAUCUCCAACCCUGGCGUGCCGUUCGGCGUGAACGAGAACGCGGCAAUCGCCCUUGGUAGACUUGGUCUUGACAAUUCCGAGCUGCUUGCCCCACACUUGGCGAAAUUCUCCGAGGAGUUCCUCAGAUCUAUGGAAGAAAUUGAUCCUUCCGAAGAAAAGGCAACGGCGUUCAAGGGGUUUGCGUUGGUGGUGGCGCAAAAUCCACAAGCCAUGGAGAAGGAUCUCCUGCGCUUCUUCACGGCGAUUGCGAGAUACCAGGAUCUGAAGUUGCAAAAUACUCUUAAGCAAGAACUCCAUGACAUCCUGCAGAGUGUUCUCAACCUCUACCGCCAACUGAUCCCACAGUUCAACGACUUUGUUGCCCAACUUCAAGCGCAAGAUCAAGAAGCACUGAAGUCCACCUAUGCUAUUUGA
Molecule: messenger RNA, 2838 nt
Organism: Dichotomopilus funicola
Lineage: Eukaryota; Fungi; Ascomycota; Sordariomycetes; Sordariales; Chaetomiaceae
Product: armadillo-type protein
Exons: 3
Coding region: 1-2838 (945 amino acids)
Biological process (GO): protein import into nucleus
Cellular component (GO): nucleus; cytoplasm
Molecular function (GO): nuclear import signal receptor activity
Source: RefSeq, a predicted model, not a curated record